CUUCCGCCCCCGUUCGUUCGUCCGCCGUCAUUGCUCGUCAUGGUUGGUAAUUGGUCGCCUAUAUGCCCUUGGGUUUCAUCAGAGAGAUCAGACGACAUCCUGCAUCCUGCACUACCUUGCACCUUGACGUUCUAUUACACAUCUCUCUCCCUCUCUCUGUCUCCUAAUUUCGCUCAACCCGCAAAUCAACAACACACUACAAUGUCCUGGGCCGACGUCGCAAAGAAGAACGCUCCUCCCGAGUCGGAGCAACCUCACCCUGACCAGGCUCUGCUUGAGGGUCAGCACUUUGAGGGCGAGACCCCUGCUCAGCACGGAAUUGGCGAUCACGGAGUCCAGGUGAUCGACCGAGAGACCUUCGAGCACCCCGCCCCGGCCGAGCCCGUCAAGGCCGAGACCCUCCAACCUCUCGACCUCAACUCGAGCCCCGCUCCCAACGACCCUGCCAACACCAACCCCUCCACCUCUUCCUCUGCUCCCAAGGCUACCGACGCCCCCAAGGGUUCCGAGAUCAAGGUCCCCUCUGCCCAAGAGGUCGGCAAGAAGGUCGACGAGUCUGUCGAAAAGGGCAAGCAGACCGCCAAGGAUGCCGAAGAGAAGGGUAAACAGGUAGCCAAGGACGCCGAAGCCAAGGGUAAGGCUGCCGCCAGGGACGUCGAGAAGAAGGCCGAACGUGCCGCCGACAAGGUCGAGGAGACCGCCAAGGAGGUCAAGGGGGCCAGCAAGCAGUUGGCGAGGGACGCCGAGGUCAAGGGCAAGGAGCUCGUGGAUGACGCUGCCGAGAAGACCAAGGAGGUCGCCAACGACGUCGAGAAGAAGGCCAAGCAGUUGAAGCGAGAGGCCAAGGCCGAGAUCCAGCACGCCGAGAACGUCGCCGCUCAGUACAUUGAACGUGCCAAGGAGCUCGUCCUCCGACCGGGCGCCCUCGGCGGUCUGAUGGGAGUAGCCAACGUCGGUCUCCUUGGAACGAUCGGUUACUACGCCUACACCCGACGAAACGUCCCUUGGGACCGAAACUAUGUCGGCGCCACCGCCGCUUCCGUCCUCGCCCUCUUCGGAAUCGAGGGUGUUGUCGCUGAACAGUUUGCCCAGACGCCAGAGGGCAAGGAGGAGAUCGCCCGAGCCAAGCAGGAGGGAAGCAAGUUUUACGUCAAUGCGAGAGAGGUCAUCUUGAGGCCUGGUGUUGCCGGUGGAUUGUUGGGUGCCGUCAACGUUGCCGUCCUCGGAGCUGUCGGCUACCUCGGAUACCAGAACUGGGACCGAAGGGUGUGGGACCGAAAGAUCGUAGCAGGGAUCGUCUCGGGUCUGAUCAGUCUGAGCGCCGUCGAAGGUCUGGCCGGGAACGUAUGGAAGCAGAAGAGGGAGGGCAAGGCUUAGGAGGACGUGAAUCAUGAUUUGGUCUAUAGUUGUUUUUUAAUGCGCGAUCUGAUGAUUCGAUAAGAAUUGAAUGUGUAUGAUCGAGUGGCUCGUGAGGAUUCGUGUUGCGUACCUGAUCGAGUUGUGAGGGGAAGAGCAGGCAGAGGUCACGAAUCGCGACCAUGCGGAUAGGCAGGGAAAAUAUCUUGAUCGUUUAUGACAUCCCGACAUUGGAGA
Molecule: messenger RNA, 1593 nt
Organism: Filobasidium floriforme
Lineage: Eukaryota; Fungi; Basidiomycota; Tremellomycetes; Filobasidiales; Filobasidiaceae
Exons: 5
Coding region: 40-1377 (445 amino acids)
Source: RefSeq, a predicted model, not a curated record